AUUCAAGAGGAAAUAGACCAAAACAUUGGCAGAGAAAGGAUGCCCAGACUGUCAGAUCGGAGCAUGUUGCCUUACACAGAAGCAUUUAUCCUGGAGAUGUUCCGCCAUACCUCCUUUGUGCCCUUCACCAUCCCGCACUGCACAACGAAGGACACAGCACUGAAUGGCUUCUACAUCCCUAAAGAUACUUGUGUUUUUGUCAACCAGUGGCAAGUCAACCAUGAUCCGUAAGUAUCUCUGGAGCAUGAUUUCGAGAUGUGCCGGCAUUCCCAGAAUUUGGAAAG
Messenger RNA from Sceloporus undulatus (fence lizard), 284 nucleotides. Its product is annotated as cytochrome P450 1A4-like. Gene Ontology annotation, molecular function: heme binding; steroid 17-alpha-monooxygenase activity; iron ion binding. The record is from RefSeq and is a predicted model, not a curated record. The transcript is spliced from 3 exons. Lineage: Eukaryota; Metazoa; Chordata; Lepidosauria; Squamata; Phrynosomatidae. The annotation marks the transcript as partial. Gene Ontology annotation, biological process: hormone biosynthetic process; progesterone metabolic process.